GGAAGGAUGGUUUUCUCCUCGCCACGGCAAUAUAGCUUCAUGCCCUCAUGUCCGAGGAAAGAACGGAGUUCUCUUUUUUUGGGUCGCCUCCCAGGAGAGAAAGGACCCUUUUCUGGGGGACACACGCGAAAGAAAACGCCAGAGAAAAAGCAAAACCCUUAUCCGUUCUCUUCUUCUCCACUCUCUCGGGUUGCCUUGCCUUGUGUGUCUGCUCGGUCGCCACCCCCCCCCCCAGCAGUCCGCGACUGAGAAAGAGUGCAACUCCUUCCGUUCUGCUUUGACCUCGACUUCCAGUCUUUCUCCAGUUUCGCGAGUCGAGACGAACAUCAACAAAAACGCCGGAGGGCAAAGCUGCUUGCCUUGUCCUGUGUGCUGCCGAAAAUCGCGAGAAAAGAAGGAAACUCUCCACGGCAUGUGUACUUCAGAAAGACACACAACGAAUUCUCGCCUGUCUCUUUCGACCCUGUAUUUAUGUGUGAAUGCAAGCCACUACUGAUUCAAUGCGAAGUCCCAUGUCCAGAUCGCUUGGGUCGUGUCUCCGUUGCUCUCCUGUGUUUUGAGGUGCGCUGGUGAAACACCGAGUCGCGUCGUCUCGUCCUUUGUGCUGCUCUCAGUUCUUGUCAUCUUGGCUUCGCUGGCGACUCCUCGACUUCGUGCUGUCUCUCCCUUGCUCUGCUUCGCUCCGCUCUGAGUCUCUGUCUCUGUUUACUCUGUUCGAGUUACGCAGUUCUGCUUCGCGGAGCCGCCAGGUCGUCCAAGGUACAGCAUCUGUGAGCGACUCUCCAGCCUCUGCUCAAGAUACAGGCUAGGCUUCCACUCUCUCUUUCCUUCCACCAAUCGCGUCUGUGGUUGCUCUUCCCCUCCCUCCUCGUCUUCUCCGCCCUCCGCCUCAACUUCGUGCUCUGCUUCUCUUCUGUGCUCUGCUUCUGGAGACCCCACACAUGUCUUCUCUUCUUGUGCGUACGUUCCGCUCUGGAUUUUCUCAGUUUCGUCCUUUUCGUUUGCGGCUCGCCUGUCUGCUCUUCCUUCGUCGCGCGGCAGGAUCAAGGCGCCGUUUUUCUGGAAGGCUUUCUCUUUAAAAGAGGCUCACGCGUUUCGUCUGAUGUCUCUGUGAGGCCUUUGCGCUCUCGCGGGGUGUUCCCUUGGAAGUCCAUUUCCUUCGAGCGUACGAAGCCCCGAGCAAGGCCCCGAGCCGAUGGCAGCGCAUGCAGUCUUGAGGCUGGGAGCGGGCGGCGGUUCCGCGUACGCUUAGUUGUCUAGACAGCUGAGGGCAGAGCGCGAAGUGUGCGCGGCUCUUUGAGGACUUACAGGAAAUGAUUGUCGUCGACGACGACUCGCCGCCUUCAGCGGCACCAGACCGAAAGGAGCAACGUUCUGCGAAGCGGCCGAGUCAGAAACGCGAGGAAGAGGAAGAAGAGUGGAUUUUACGCGGGGGGUCGAGAUGCCCCAUCUGCUUCCUUGCCCUCUCCAAAAAUGUCGCCGCCCUCAUGGGCUGUGGACACACUUUCCACCUUCUCUGCAUCGAAGAGUGGUUCAAGCAGCGAGGCGGGCGCUCGCAGAAGCCGACAUGUCCGUACUGUGCAAAGGAGUAUGCGUCCCGGCGUUACAUUCUCUCUCUGCAUUUCGAUCUUCCUGACCUUGCCGCUCGUGUCUCUUCUCUCUCCUCUUCCUCGAAUGCCGCUGACGAGAAUCCGGAGACCAGACUGCGCAGACUCGAGCUGGAGCUGAGGGAGGAACGGCGAGAGAAGGAGGCUGCGCGAGAAGAAGCGAUGGCUCACGCUGCAGCACUCGAGGCCCAUGAGGCGCGAGAAGAAGAACUCGUGCGCCAGCUUCGCGCUGAGGAAGAGCAGAGAGCGAAACUCGCUUCCCGUGUACAGACACUCGAGGAGGCGCGGCUUCGCGAGGAAGAAACUCGACAGAACGCAUGUCGCACGUACGAGGAGAAUCGCCGCGUGUUGGAAGAAAAGUACCACAAGCUCACCAAGAAAUGUCAAAGUCUUCAGUUUCUCGCAACAGUUGUAAAAGAAGACCGACUCGAAGGCGCGACCCUUCUCGACAAAAUUCGACGGCUCCCCGGCCUGACUUCCGAUGAGAAGCUCGCCCGUAUUAUGCCUCUUGUCGAGUUCCUCAAAAGGUCGAAGGCCGUGCGUACCGCGGAACUGAAGAAACUGAAAAAAGAAAACUUUCUUCUUCGGCGGAAGCUCAGCGCCUCGGCGCUUGCGGAGCUGCCUCGCGACGGCGCUCCAAGCGAGCGGAGACGCGAGGAGGCGAGUUCCUCUUUUACUAUCAACAGGCAAGAGAAAGACGGGGAAGCACGAGACAAAUGCGAUGCGUAUCCUCUGCCAUCUUCGUCUUCUUCCUCGUCCUCGUCUUCACCUUCUCCCUCCGCGUCUGCCUCUUCUUCUUCCUCUUCUUCCUCUUCUUCUUCAUUAUCGGUCGGUUCUUCUUCACUAGGUCCAGCACAAAGGUCGGAGAGGCAGAGCGAGGAAAGGCGAGAGAACGCACACGUUUCUGGUGCGUCUUCAAGGCCGCAGUUGCGUCUCUCGCGUGCGCCUGCGCUCCUCUCUCGCCGACUGCCCGGCGGCCGCGCCGAUUCGCGGACCUUUGCGGCAGCGAGUCUGGAAGCAAACGGGGGACAGAGGCCCUCUCUGAAGGACCCGGCAAAGCCGCAGGGGACCGACGGUAACGCAGGGGCUGCGGAUGCGCGCAAAGAAGACAGCGAAGCCGAGGGUGAGAACAAAAGAAUGGGAGAGAAGGCGGGGAUUGCGAAGAAGGGAGGAAAGCGAGAGAAGGAAACAGGCAUAUGUGAAGCAGAGGGAGGCGCGAGGCGGCGAGGAAGCGAAGCGCCUUCUGCAGCCAGGCAAGACGAGGCGAGAGAGUACAGGGAAAAGUCGAGAGGAAGAGAAAACGAGACAUGGGUUGUGGGGCGACGACACUGGGGAACCGAGGAGGCCGAAACCUCUUGGCGGAAGCGAAGACGAGAGGAAGUCGACGACGCUGGAGAAACCGGAUGCCUCUCUGUGAAAAGGCGAGUCUUUGGGGACAGGAGACAGUUCUUACCAGAGAACGAAAGCCGCGCCGGGGCCAGACCCGCGCAAGCGAGCAGACCGGCAUCUCUGCUCAUCCACCAAGUGGAAGACGAAGCCGAGGCAGAGAAGCCAGAAGAGGAAGGUUGGCGGGGUAGGAGACAACGGAGACAGCAGUUGAUGGAGCUCGAGGUGCAGGUCGUGCCUAGGGAUGCAGACGAAGAAGAGCUCGAGGGAGAAGAAGAAGAGACGCAACUUGACAGCGAGCUGGCGUCGCUAUUUGAAACUCCUGAGAGUCUGGAAAAAGGACGCGUACGCGUGUUCUGUUCGUCAUUCGACGCGCACCCAGUCGUCUCCGGGUCUCCUUCUGCAUCGAACGUCGUGGACAGAGACCGUCAUGUCUCCCCUGUCUCAUCCGCCUCGUCGUCCGGGCCUCUGGGGCCUUCUUCAUCUUCAAGCUGUUCCUUUGCCUCUUCGGCUCCGUCCCCCUCUGCGCCCUCGCCACUUCCGUUUGGAUCGAACUUCACUUCGGUCUCUUCUGUGUCGUGCUCGGCACCUAGUGCUCCCUUACAGACUACGUCGUUCCCCUGUGCAUCUUUGCCGCUGCCGCGCAACACGCAAACGUCUACGCAUGCGGCGUCUGAGCGCGACCCCCCUCGCGGCAACGAAGAGAUCGGAAGCCUGUCUUCUUGCGACCGUCGCCUGACCCCGGCGACAAGCAAGCAGACCAACAACAGCGUUCCUUCCUUCAUUGCGCACUUCCUGCUCUCUCCUUCGAGCGUCGAGAAACUGCGAUCCCGGGAGAGAGAGCUCCGUGACACAGAACACGAGUCCAGCGCGUUCUUCGAUCGAUGCCUAGACGGCUCCCUUCCGACCUCAGCUGUACAGACGCCUCAGCGGCCGCGUUCCAGGGACAACUCGCGAGGCGCCGGCUGGGAGGGAGGGAAUGCAGAAAAUUCGUCAGGUGUUCGUAUACCCGGAGAAAGCGGACAAGAGAGACGGACGGGUGCGGAAUCAGGCGUCGAGAAAACUGCCGCAUCAACGAGGGAGUCUCGCCUCGAGGAAGCUGUUAGUAGCGGUAGACACGAUGGAACAGAGAGAUCUAAAAGAGUGGACCCUGAAGAGCUGGACGUCGACGGCGACAGCUGCGAGAGUGACCGAGAAACAGUUCGAGAGAGCUCGGAUGCGUCGGACUGCAGCUCCAAUGAAAACCUGAAAAACGAGUUAACGCCUUCGACGUCUCUUCGUCGAGAUGAAAGAAGGAAAUGGGGGUCUCUCCAACCCUAUCGACCUGAGAGCUUGACUGCGGGAGUUCCUUGUAAGGGCGCGUUGGGCGGGCGAUCUCGACGCCGGCAUCUCGCGAAAGUGAACAGUCCAGGGUGUGGCGGACGGAGCUUGAGAGAGCAAGUGGUCUGCGAUAAGAAAAGUCACGACCCUCGGGGCGUAUGUACAGCUUGUCUGGCUAAACCUCCCUUUGGGCGCUCUAGACUGUUGAACGCGACCCGAAGCACUGGCGUAUUUGGUUCAUUUAUGAGAGGGAAAUUUCAAGUUCAAGGCGUUACGUUUGCGGGGAAGAACUCUGUCGAAAAACGGUUGUUAAAUUAAUGCCGACAACGUGUGACGUCUCGGGAUAACGUUCGUGUUCCUGCAGGACUAGACAGAACCUGUCUGGGAUUACAAGACUGAAGCAGAGUGAAAGAAUACUGGUAUGCCUAGAGACUGGGGUUCCUAACACAGAGGAGGACGAACUGCCGAGAAUCAAAAUAUGAAACCACGUGUGUAGCGACAGCAAGCUUCAGCGAAGUUAUGGGCCAUUCUCAGCAUCCGUCUAGAUUGUGAGUGCAUGUCGAUAAUCGUUUGCUUGCUGUAAUGCAACCAUAUGUACAGAAAGUACACGCGUGCAUUGUAGGUAGGUGUACCCUUGUCCUGGGGACCUUUCGCCGACCCUUGGGUACUCUAACGAGCAGAUGCCUACCUAUGUAUAUAUCUACCCAUAUAUACCAAACGUGUCUUGUGUGAUUUACACACUUAAAUAUAUGCGUCAAUAUAUAUACAUGCAGAUUCUAUUGUUCAAGUGAGUGGAUCUGGAGAAGGCAGCACUCCUCAGCGACGGGGCAGAGCGUCCGUCUGUCAAGCUGUUCAAUUACUCGAGCUUAUGCUUCAGGAUCACGUGUAGGAGUUCCUGUGCGACGUUUUAUAUUCGCGUUCAACGAAACAUUCUUGACGGUGGAAGUUUCUGUUCCUUCGUCCCUAUUUUCUAAACCACAUUUCGUAUUCAAGGUCUCUACACUGAAGCAUUUUGAAAUACGAGACGCACAAGUCGGUAGGUGCCUGUGCUGGCGUCCUCACUGGUGGGUGACACGAAGCAAGAAAUGCCGAUCUUCAGAGACGGAAAGCUGCUGCAAUUUCUAUCAGCAAAGGCGUCGCCGAACGCACAACGAAAACAGAUUUUUGUCCUCAUUUCGUUGCCGAAAAACGUCCUUCGGUGGCAGCCGAAAACCUGCACAGACCCUGAAAGAAGUCGUAUAUUCUGUUGCAUUGGUGGGCUGCAAAAGCUUACGCAUAAGGGAUAAAUGCAACAUUUUCACCGACGCCGAAUUCUUUAACUCAACCGGUAGAGUUCGUGAAAAAAGGACAAAAGCGACAAGCAAUUAUAUACAUAAAUGC
This is a messenger RNA of Toxoplasma gondii ME49, 5693 nucleotides long. RefSeq names its product zinc finger, C3HC4 type (RING finger) domain-containing protein. The coding region runs from base 1314 to 4631 and encodes 1105 amino acids. Gene Ontology annotation, biological process: interstrand cross-link repair; protein ubiquitination. The record is from RefSeq and is a predicted model, not a curated record. The transcript has 10 exons. Lineage: Eukaryota; Apicomplexa; Conoidasida; Eucoccidiorida; Sarcocystidae. Gene Ontology annotation, molecular function: ubiquitin protein ligase activity. Gene Ontology annotation, cellular component: nucleus.